This is a messenger RNA of Mytilus californianus (California mussel), 3401 nucleotides long. RefSeq lists its product as uncharacterized. The transcript has 2 exons. The record is from RefSeq and is a predicted model, not a curated record. The coding region runs from base 368 to 1270 and encodes 300 amino acids. Lineage: Eukaryota; Metazoa; Mollusca; Bivalvia; Mytilida; Mytilidae.
UGCAGUUCGCCAUCAAAAGCGACUUUUGGUUAACUUUUUGUCUGAAUAUUUUUUGUCUCUUUCAUUGACUUUUUUCUCUACUAACCAAUGUUGUUUUGUUACAGCUGGAGGAUUUGAUGAUGACAGAAAAGACAGAGCAAUUUCCAUAUUAAAUGGUCAGGUUGUAGAUUAUGACUUGGCAUCUGGUAAUCAUGAAGAGGCAGAUACUAGAGUAUGGUUACAUGCAUCAGUUACAACAGCAGAUCAAGUCAUAAUCUACAGCCCUGAUACUGAUGUAUUUUUUAUAGGUUUACCACUUGUACCUAAUUUGAAUAAAACUGUAUAUGUGCAGUUGAGAGAUUCACCAUACAACAAUUCAUUUCUUUCCAUGGACAAACUUGUAAAGUGUAUUACUUUAAAUGAUUCACUUUUACAGGGAAUUGACAGUGUUUUGAUAUGUAUGCAGUUACUUUUUAUCUAUAGUGGAUGUGAUUUUGUGUCAUAUUUCAGAGGUUGUGGUAAGAAGACUUUUUUUGAUGUAUUCAGAAAGCAUGCCUCUUUUAUUGUAGGAAAUGGAAGCUUUGCAGAUGUUCAUGGUCAUAACGGCCUUCAUUCAUUUUACAGGUUAAUAUGUUCUGUUUAUUUUAAUAAACAUCGUGCUGCAUUUCAGCCAUAUUCUACUCCUAAAUCAUUAUUUGAUUCUAUUUCAGAGGGGAACUUACAUGAAAAACAUGUAUCUUUUAUUUCAGCCAUCAGAGAAAAGCUGUGGGAAAGAGUGGUCACUGAAGUGGAAAUGAUGCCAAACCAUGAAGCCCUCAAACUACACUGGAUGCGGUGUUGCUGGGUGUUUGAUUAUUGGAGUCAGAGCACCAGCAAUACCCAUACACUUUCUGAUUUGUCAAAAUCUGGAGGGCAAAUCACUGAUAAUAGAUUAGAACUUGUUUGGGACACUGUUUUAAAUUUUCAGAAAGUGGAGAAAACUGUAGAAUGGUAUACCAAAGGGUGUGGAUGUAAGACUGGAUGCAAAACAAAUAGGUGUAAAUGUAAGAAGGCACAAAAUGAUAACUGUGAUGGUUUUUGUGGUCCAGGUUGUAAAUGUGUAAACUGUUUUAAUGUUCCAGGUAGUGGAGAUCAAGUAUUAGAUAUGUCAAUUGACCUUGAUGAUGUCAUUUCAGAUGAAACAGAAGACCUUGAAGAUCCAGUUGAAGAUGAACAACCUGAAGUAGAUGGAUUAGUAGAGGAACUUGAUCAAACAGAUGAUUACUGGCUUUUCAGUAAUGAAGAGAUUUAAUUUUUAUUUUUUUUCAGAUAAAAAUACUUUCAUGAAUAUGUUGUUAAUGGCAAAGCUGUUCAAUUUAUCACAGUGCUUUUAGAUGAAAAGUGGAACCAGGCUUGAUAUAUUGUAAUAGGUCUUCUUUUAAUUGUUAAGUUCUGCAUAUUUAUUUUCUGAUGUCCUGGAAAUUUGUGUUGUUGGCUUGCUGUCAUAAUAAUCUAUACCCAACCUCUGCUAUAACUGAUAUUAACACUUCUGUUUUGAAAGAAUGUUUCAAUGGAGAAGCCUUGAACCUAAACUUGAUAAACAAUUUGGAAGUUUUGACUUUUUGCUUGUCAAUAUUAUUUGAUCCAGUUAUAUAAACUGCAUUUGUAUAAACUAAUAUGAUAUCUUUGUGGUGUGUGAAUGUUCAGGACUAAUACAUUUUUGUAUAUAACUUUCAUGCAAAAUUGAUAAUAUUCAAUGAUAUUUUUUUUAUUUUAUCAAUAUUCAUUAGUCAUGAUAGUCUUUUUUUAACAAUUGUUUUGUUUCCAAAUUCCUACCACUAGAUUUGCAAGUUUCCUGUUCAAAUUUGUUAUUGUUUACUCUUCCUUUGAACCUCAGUUUUUUGUGCAUUUCAGGUAUUUAGGGGCUUGAAUUAAUGAUUUAUUGAAACCUCAACAAAAGAGAGAUAACUCUUAAAAUUUGAGAUAUUGGAGACAACUGUAUUAAUCACUUAAUAUUUUUUUAGGACUACUGAAUGGCUGUCCUUGGUGUUUAUUUUAAACGGACAUCAAUGGGAAUUUGCAAAUAUUUAUGUCUAAUACAAAUUUUGUACUGUACAUAUUUUCAUGUCUUUUUUUCAGAUAGCAUCAUUUAUUACAUGAUAACUGUGGCUUAGAUAUUUUCCUAUAUUAUGUUUUUACCAUAAAUGAGCAAGAACAAUUACCUUUACUAAUUUGCUUUAUGUUUUGUACAAGUUUCAGAUCCUUAAAAUACUGGUUUGAGAAAAUUUUAUGUUGAAUGUACAGAUAAUUAAGGUAAGUGAAUGGGAGUACAGAGAUAUUGGUUUACUGUCUUUGUAGGACUCUCCACAGAUAGUGAAUGAACAUUUUAAUCAAAAAUAAUAUAUAUGAUAUCUUGCAUAGUAUUAUUCUCUACUACAUGUUUAUGUAAUUGCCACUUUUAAGAAAUAAAUUUUAAAUUCUAGGAAAAUCAUAAUUUUCCUUUGACAAGAGACAAAUUAAAUCAAUAAAAAUCUGAAGAGGCUUAAAUGUGCUAAUUUUUUUUUAAAUUAAUUUUAUCCUGUGUGAAAAGUUAUUUACAAUACAUUCCAAGAUAUUCUUGAAAAGUUCAAAGGAGAAAAGUUUUUAAAGAUUGAAUGUUUAAUAUAGUUAAUUAAACAUUUGUUUACCUUGAAACUUUUGCCUAGUACAUGUCAUUCCAUGGUAUCUUAUUUCAUGUUUUAAUGAUACUGGUAAUAUUUGUGUUGUCUUGGGAAAGUUGGUAUUGCACCUUUAGUACCUGUAUUUGUGAAUGCUGGUCAUUUUAUACCGUCUUGGGAAAGUUGGUAUUGCACCUUUAGUACCUGUAUUUGUGAAUGCUGGUCAUUUUAUACCGUCUUGGGAAAGUUGGUAUUGCACCUUUAGUACCUGUAUUUGUGAAUGCUGGUCAUUUUAUACCGUCUUGGGAAAGUUGGUAUUGCACCUUUAGUACCUGUAUUUGUGAAUGCUGGUCAUUUUAUACCGUCUUGGGAAAGUUGGUAUUGCACCUUUAGUACCUGUAUUUGUGAAUGCUGGUCAUUUUGUACUGUCUUGGGAAAGUUGGUAUUGCACCUUUAGUACCUGUACUUGUGAAUGCUGGUCAAUCUGUCUUUUUUUAUGUGAAUGUUACCAGUUCAUUAUUUAUUGGUGUUAUUAUCUUCUUUGUAUACAUGUAUGUGACCAGAUCUGGCAGAUCAUCAUGUUUUUUUCAAAAAGAUUUUGCUAAAAACAGGACAACCAUACUCUUUAUGUUUUAUUUAAAAAAUUUAAACCUCCUUUUUGGUUAGACAGAUAUUUGGCUCUUUUUAGGGAUCUUCUGAAAAUGUGGCAAGUUGUAUAAAAUGUGUAUAGUACCAUGUGUUUCAUUUACAAUUUUCUUGUAGUUCAAUAAAUUGUUCAUCAUAUAU